AUGGCCGAGAGCGGUGACGGACAAGACGAGAGCCAGCCUUUGAGCAAUGGCCAGUAUCCCCCUCAACCCAGAGUUGGGCCAUCUGAGGAGGAGGUGAAAGAUCGACGAAAGAAGCUGAGACGAAGGACCAAGACUUCGUCUUCCAAGGGCAAACCCACCAACCGAUCAGCAAAAUCCCGCGAGAGCGAGAAAUCAACCCCCUCCGAGACCCCCAAGCCAGCAGCCCCCGCGCCCGCCUACGAGACCAUAGAAGACGUCACACCCCUUCCACGAUGCGUGUACGAAAACACCAUCCUGGAGAUGCUACACCUCCAACGACCGGAGACCGCCUGGCCGCGCCUGAAGGAGCUCUCCGACAUGAUGGUGGCGGAGCGCCGCGACGCGACGCCGCCGCAGUCUACAAAGUGGCAGUUGACGGUCUUCUGGGGCAGGCCGGUCACGCUGGCGAGCAAGCUGGUCUUUCGCAAGCUGGACCCCUACCUCUCGUCGCACGCCGAGUAUUCGGGCCGGUGGUUGGGACUCAAGGCGUGCAUCCUGCGGCGCGACGACGCGGACGCCGGCGCUAGUUUGCCCUUUAGCAUGUCCCAGCUGGCGUACAGCCAGGUCGAGAUGGACACGACGGUCGAGCUCAUUUCCAAGAUGGAGCAGGAGGCGAAGCGCACCGGCGAUUCGCGCGUGUAUGCGGCGUGGCGGGCGCUUUUUGGUAUUGGAGAUUCCAUCAUGGACGGAGACCAGCAGGAUAGGCAGAUGCUCUACAAGGUUAUGGGCUCCCAGGCCAGGACUGUCAAGCGGUUGGUUGCUGGCCAUGAGGCGUGCAGACGGGCGUUUGGGGAUUUUGAAGAUGCUACCAGCAUCACUGUGGAGGCGCAAGCUGCCGCUUCUCAGGGCGUGGAUUAUGAGCUAAACGACAGCCUUGUAGAGACCUCGUCAUCAGAAUGGGACUGCGACAAAGUAUUCGACGCCCUCCGAGAGGCCAGCACGAGAGUAAUGGUAGAGAGGCUCAAAUUGACCCGAUCGCAAGUCGCCAGCCUAUACCAGGUCGCAGACCAGCAAGCCCAAGAAGGGGAGAAGAUCAUUGAGAUCAUGAAGGAAGCCCAGGCCGCGCGCGACCAGAACAAGAUCAACCCCAAAAGACUGAUGGCGAUAAACGUGCUCUGGCAAUCACACUUGGCCAGCAUGCAAGGCACCAGGGAUCUGAUCAAGACGGCGACUUGCACGCUGGAACUGGCGGAAAAGGCCUUCGAAAGGCUGCCUCGAGACAUUGAGAAGUGGGACAAGAGGCGUGCCGAGAAGCUGGCUGCCAACGAGGAGCAGCUCAGAGAGCUCGAGGGUAAGAUGGGAAAGCUGCAGCUUGUGAUGGAUGAGCACCAGGCCAAGGAUCAUGCCGCCGAGGCGGUGGGGAAGGUCGUGGCCAUCAUGGAGCAGUAUCGUCGGGAGCUCGGAGAAAUUGAGAAGCGGCAACAGCUGAGUCAGGAUCCAGUCUAUACCGUCUGUAAGGAGGCUUUGAGUGCGGCGCAGCAUCGAAAUAAUGGUUCAAGCUCAGGAGAUUGGCCCUCCGAUGUUGCCGAGUCCGAGGGCGGCCUGCGCGGCGCGGGCUGGGAAGACGCCCCUGCUAGGAGGGCGCCUGCUGCAACAACCUUGAGCUCGUCGGUUGGUACCCAGGAGAUAGAGUGGGAUGUCUGA
Pyricularia grisea is the source of this 1683-nucleotide messenger RNA. RefSeq lists its product as uncharacterized. NCBI's taxonomy places the organism in Eukaryota, Fungi, Ascomycota, Sordariomycetes, Magnaporthales, Pyriculariaceae. The record is from RefSeq and is a predicted model, not a curated record. The transcript has 3 exons. The coding region runs from base 1 to 1683 and encodes 560 amino acids.